ACUUCUCCUUUAGGGAGAAACAGAAACACUUCCUCAAGCUCUUUCUUUUUCGUCUCUCUUCCUUUUACAAACUCUCCCCUAUUUACCAAUUUCUGGCUUUUUUCCAUAAAAAAUGGAGAAGAUGAGAUGUUGUGGUAACUUGCUUGAGAGCUCCAAGCCUUAUUUUGCAAUGAUUUCAUUGCAAUUUGGGUAUGCAGGCAUGAACAUCAUCACCAAGGUUUCACUUAACAGAGGCAUGAGCCACUAUGUCUUGGUUGUUUACCGUCAUGCCUUUGCAACUGCUGUCAUAGCUCCCUUUGCUUUGAUUUUCGAAAGGAGAGGGCAACCAAAGAUAACAUUCUCAGUGUUUAUGCAAAUAUUUAUCUUGGCUCUUUUGGGGCCUGUGAUUGACCAGAAUUUCUACUAUGCUGGGCUGAAAUAUACUUCUCCAACUUUCUCUUGUGCUUUGAGCAAUGUGCUUCCUGCAAUGACGUUUAUCAUGGCUGUCAUCUUCCGGAUGGAGAAGAUAGAUGUAAAGAAAGUGAGAUGCCAAGCAAAGAUAUUAGGGACGAUGGUGACAGUAGCUGGGGCAAUGCUUAUGACAUUGUACAAAGGACCCAUUAUUGAUCUGUUUUGGAGUAAGAAAUAUAUCCACACUAACCAAUCUUAUGCUCCUCAUACUACUGAAACUACUGACAAAGAUUGGUUCAAAGGCUCCAUUCUCCUUCUCCUUGCCACCUUUGCUUGGGCUUCCCUCUUUGUUUUGCAGGCUAAAGCAUUGAAGACAUACAAGGAUCAUCAACUUUCAUUAACAUCACUAGUGUGCUUUGUGGGCACUCUACAAGCAAUUGCAGUGACAUUUGUGAUGGAACAUAAAGCCUCUGUUUGGCAAAUUGGUUGGGACAUGAACCUGCUUGCUGCUGCCUAUGCUGGGAUUGUGACAUCAAGCAUAUCAUACUAUGUUCAAGGAAUGGUGAUAAAGAAAAGAGGCCCAGUAUUUGCCACUGCUUUCAGCCCCUUGAUGAUGAUCAUAGUUGCAAUCAUGGGGUCUUUCAUCCUGGCUGAGAAGAUUUUUCUUGGAGGGGUGAUAGGUGCCAUAUUGAUAGUAAUAGGACUUUAUUCAGUCCUAUGGGGAAAGCACAAAGAAAACAAGGAGGCAGAAGAGGAGAUUCCAGAGCCAGUUAAAAGUAUCCAACCAAAUGGCAGCACCAUCUUAGUAAUCGGAGAUAUUGAAGCCAAUCAAGAUGCUAAAGAAAAGCUCUCAAUAGUGGCCAUCACUAUGCCAAAGCAAAUGCCAGAAUCCCCCAUCCAAAAAUAAUUCAAGUUUAAUCCUCACUUUGGGAGAAUAAAAGGGAUGGGUUUUUUGUCUUUACAUCCCCCAUUUUGUUUCUAUAAUUUAAUAAAAAAAGUCAGAUACAUAUGUCACAUAUGUACCCCUGUCCCCCAACCCUAUAGUAUAAUUCUAAGCUAUGAAGGAUCUUGUAUGAGAUGAAAAUACGAGAGAGAGUAAAUUUUAAGAAAA
Molecule: messenger RNA, 1501 nt
Organism: Gossypium arboreum
Lineage: Eukaryota; Viridiplantae; Streptophyta; Magnoliopsida; Malvales; Malvaceae
Product: WAT1-related protein At5g07050-like
Exons: 7
Coding region: 113-1297 (394 amino acids)
Cellular component (GO): plasma membrane
Molecular function (GO): transmembrane transporter activity
Source: RefSeq, a predicted model, not a curated record